AUGCGGCGAUUUCCAUUCUCUCCGGGUCCUUCUCAAACUUCUCCAAAGCGGCGACGCAUUGAUAACAGAUUCACUGGCUCCCACAAGACGACUGGUACCAUAGAUCAGAAACUCAUUGAUGGCUCUCAGCGACCACGAGAAACAAGUUCAUUCUCUGCCCAUUUCCCGAUGACUUCGGAACCUGUGUCAUCCGUCCGUGAUGACGAGGAUCAAUUAGAUGCAUUUGACCUCGAGUUGCUUGCUCAAUCUAGUGCCGUUGAAGUAUCAUCCCCGAUAACCCGAAGAGAUAUUCCACAAAACACUGCAAUCUCACACUUUGAAAAUAUCCCUAUAUCCGUACGAGGCAUCGUGCUGGUCUCCAAAGAUACACUACCCGACAGAUAUCGAGACUUAUUUCCAUUCCCGUUAUUCAAUGCUGUGCAGAGCAGAUGCUUCGACCCAGCGUACAAUUCUGAUUCUAAUCUGGUCCUUUCUUCACCCACAGGAAGUGGAAAGACAGUGAUUAUGGAACUGGCUAUUUGCAGACUUCUUAACGUGCUUAAGGAUGAGCGGUUCAAAGUCGUCUAUCAAGCCCCGACCAAAUCGCUAUGUACAGAGCGACUCCGUGACUGGGAAGCCAAGUUUGCAGCUUUGAAUCUCAAAUGUGCGGAGUUGACCGGGGACACGGAUUAUACGCAGUUGCGGAGUGUGCAGAAUAGCGAAAUCAUUAUCACCACCCCGGAGAAGUGGGACUCUAUGACCCGGAAGUGGCAGGACCAUAUGAAGCUGCUGCAGCUGGUGAAGCUUUUCCUGCUGGAUGAGGUGCACUUUCUAAAGGAGUCCCGAGGCGCGACACUUGAAGCGGUUGUCUCACGGAUGAAGAACAUCGGUUCGAAUGUUCGCUUUGUUGCUCUUAGCGCGACAAUUCCGAAUUCGGAGGAUAUUGCCACUUGGUUGGGGAAGGAUGCUACUAACCAGCAUCUGCCGGCUCAUCGAGAGAAUUUUGGUGAAGAAUUUCGGCCGGUUAAGUUGCAGAAGGUUGUUUAUGGGUACCAGUCCACGGUGAACGACUUUGCUUUUGACAAGAUUUGCGCUUCCAAAUUGCCUGAUAUCAUCGGAAUGCAUUCUUGUCAGAAGCCGAUCAUGAUAUUCAGUUGCACUCGCAAUUCGUGCGCUGCAACGGCGAAGGAACUUGCUCGUCUAUGGAACAUGACGAAUCCACCCUCUAGGCUCUGGAAAGGCCCUGGCAGGCAGAUCCAGGUCAACAAUGAAGAUUUAAAUACAACCGUCGCCGCGGGAGUCGCAUUCCAUCACGCGGGCCUUAGUCCGGGCGACAGACAUGCUGUCGAACAGGGUUUCCUUGAUGGACACAUCAACGUCAUAUGUUGCACUUCAACCCUUGCCGUCGGUGUGAAUCUUCCUUGCCACCUUGUGAUCAUCAAAAAUACUGUCGGUUGGCAAGAAGGUGGCUGUAAAGAGUAUUCAGACCUCGAGAUGAUGCAAAUGCUCGGACGAGCAGGUCGACCGCAAUUCGACGACAGCGCCGUGGCUGUUAUACUCACCCGAAAAGAGCGCGUACCACACUACGAAAAACUGGUUUCAGGAACCGAAAGUAUUGAAAGUUGCUUGCAUCUUAACCUGAUAGAUCAUCUCAAUGCCGAGAUUGGACUAGGGAAUGUCACUGACGUCGAAACAGCUACAAAGUGGCUUGCUGGAACUUUUCUCUUCGUGAGACUUCGCCGCAACCCGACUCACUAUAAGCUCAAGGAAGGAGCCAGUCAGGAAGACGAAGACGAGUUGCUUCGGCAGAUCUGUGAGAAAGACAUCAGUCUUCUUCAGGAAUGUGGUCUUGUCGAAACCGAAAAAUUGCGUUCGACCCAAUAUGGUGAUGCCAUGGCUCGUUAUUAUAUUCGGUUUGAAACGAUGAAGAUCUUGCUGAGCUUGACGGAGAAGGCAACAUUGUCGCAAAUCCUCGAUGUGAUUGUUCAAGCUGAAGAGUUUCGAGACAUCCGUUUCAAGGCAGGCGAAAAGUCGCUAUACAAGGAGAUCAAUCGCGACCACGAAAUUCGAUACCCAAUCAAGGUCGAUCUAGCUCUCCCUGCUCACAAAAUCUCCCUUCUUCUCCAGUCUGAACUAGGUGCAAUCGAGUUCCCCUGUGGAGAUCAAUUCCAGAAACUCAAGUUUUCUCUCCAGCAAGACAAAAAUCUUGUUUUCGCACAUGUGAACAGACUAAUCCGAAGCUUUGGUGCAAAGAUCUGGGACCAGUCGCCACUUCAAAUGAAGCAGAUUGAGCAGAUUGGAGUAGUAGCCGUCCGAAAAUUGGCUGCUGCUGGGAUUACAGGCAUCGAAGAGCUUGAGUACGUGGAAGCUCAUGAGAUUGAGAUGACACUCAGCAGGAACCCUCCAUUCGGCUCAAAGUUGCUUUCUCGAUUGAAGGAGUUUCCUAAGUUGCGCAUUGAUGUGAAAAUGAUUGGCAAGGACGUGAAGAAUGGCUCUGUCAAUAUCCGUUUCAAGUUGGAAGUGGCGUUCAUGAAUGAGAAGACUCCAACUUACUUUCAGCGUCGACCAGUCUAUAUUUGCUGCUUAACAGAAACAUCUGAUGGUCAACUGGUUGAUUUUCGUAGGAUAAGUGCAAACAGAUUGCAGAACAGCUUGGAAAUCACCCUCGCUUCCAAUCUGACAAGCUCAAGCCAAUACAUCGUGUGUCAUGCCAUGUGUGAUGAUAUUGCUGGAACAGCAAGAAAAGCCGAGCUGAAGGCCAAUCUCUCAUCACACCUCCCAAGGCAGUCUAAGACAAUCAACGAAAGCAACGUUCAGCUUGCAAGGCUUGACAAGGAUUCAUGUCAGCAACUCCAGGGAGCAUCGAAAGGAAAGUCCAAGACAGAUGCUUUUGACGGUGACGAUCUAGGUCUGGAUGACUUUCUGUUCGAAGAUCUGCGCCAGGAAAGGCCAAAGAAACUCGCGUCUAUCGAAAAUAUCCAAGAUGAGGAAAUUGGCUGGAUAUCCAUUGAUGACAGUACCCCAAGCCCCAAGCGAAAACCAGUGUUUCCGAAAACGAAAGGCAGCGAGUGGGUUGCCGACAUGGAGCUACAGGAGCAGGUGGAAGACGAACCUGCCCGACUUGCCAACGGUAAUUGGGCCUGUAAUCACAAAUGCAAAGACAAAACAAGGACAGGCCUUGAGAAGCCCCCAAAAGCUGGCAAGAAACGAGCUCCUGCAACCCAAAAAGCCGAUGGAUUGAGUCAGUUAACCUUGACGACGUCCAUCGCCAAAAAUGGCGCGGGGAAAAACACGCAGAAAGAAAAUCGCAACCACAUAGCAAAGGCUAAGUUGCCCGAAAGGCAUCAUUCGAGCCCGUUGAGAAGGCAGGACAAAGUCAAGCAGAAGCCCAGCACCGGGACUGGAGGGGGCAAAAAUGCGACCCCUACAUCAAGCAAGCACAAGUCCUUCCAAGACCUCUCAAUGAUACCUUCCAGCGAUGAUGAUUUCAGCGAUUUCCCAUCCCCGUCAGAAUUCCUCAAAGAUACAACAUCCGGAUUCAAACAGCCUCCCUCAAUCGAAGGUCCAGAGAUUGGAGAAAGGGUAAAGUCCUGCAUCGACCUCAGAACACCAAAUGCCGACCCCUCUCCAGAAACUGCAGAAACUACUGGAACUUUAAUCGGGGAUAUCCAACCUCUGUCCCUAGAAAACGAUCGCAGGAUGGUGGUAUGGGAAGACCCUGCUUCGUCUCCGGAUAACGAAGCCUUCACCAGUCCGGAAAACAUAAAAAGUUCUGCCACAACUGUGCCGUUGACCGAGCUUUCCGCCAACAUUCCACCCAAACGAAAGGCAAAUAGCCUCGAAGAAAUAGAUGAGCGGAGCAGGAAGAGAACUGGGUGGUGCCCAAUCAAUGCGUCCCCUACAAACGAGCGUGAUGAAGAACAACGAAGUGAGUCCGAGGGCUCUCCUGGAUGGGAAGAUGUGGUCCGAUUGUUGCUUGAAGAGUUCAAGGAUGUUAUCAACUUUUAUUAA
Molecule: messenger RNA, 3990 nt
Organism: Penicillium longicatenatum
Lineage: Eukaryota; Fungi; Ascomycota; Eurotiomycetes; Eurotiales; Aspergillaceae
Exons: 10
Coding region: 1-3990 (1329 amino acids)
Molecular function (GO): ATP binding; nucleic acid binding
Source: RefSeq, a predicted model, not a curated record